AUGUCCAUUUCUUCGCAGGUCGCCGCCCGCUGCUGCAGGCAGAUCGUCCGCCCAUCCGCCGCUUCGUUGCGCCUCUCUUCCUCGACAUAUCUGUCUCAGCGGACACGGAGAUGGCAGUCCACCGAGGCGGAGGCUGCUGCCCCUGUCAACCCUAAGAUUAGCCAGAUUGUUGACCAGAUCAGCACAUUGACGCUUCUGGAGACCGCCGACCUCGUGGCCACCCUCAAGUCCCGCCUCAACAUCCCCGACCUCCCCGUUGGCGGUUUCGCCAUGGCCGGCGGUGCUGCUCCCGCCGCCGCUCCCGCUGAGGAGGAAGAGGCUGCUCCCGCCGCCCAGGAGAAGACCCUCUUCAACCUGAAACUCGAGUCCAUCGACGCCGCCUCCAAGGCCAAGGUCAUCAAGGAGAUCAAGUCUCUCCUCGGCCUGUCCCUGGUUGACAGCAAGAAGUUCGUCGAAUCCGUGCCCAAGGUCCUGAAGGAGUCCGUGCCCAAGGAGGACGCCGAAAAGAUCAUCGAGACGCUCAAGGCCGUCGGUGCCAAGGCCAUCAUGGACACCCCCCAACCCUCCGCCGCGCGCUCCCCCUCCGUGCGCCGCGCCGAAGCAGCCCAGAAACGGCCGCAACAGCCACGAGCAACAAACACCUACACCGAAGACGGGCUCCUCAAGACCCCAGCACAGGGCGACCUGGCGCAGCGGCUCCGGUUCCUCGAUUCCGCGUCGAAGACCCUGCACCAGGAAGCACGGCGAUAUGGCGGCGUCACGGUCGACCAUGCUACGUUCGUGCGCAUCGCGAGGGAGCUGUUUAAUACGGCGUAUAUGCAUCCGCCGGCGGGGCAGCUUGUGUUACGGAUUUCGGAUGAUGUAGACGAGGUCUUUAGGAUAGGCUACCACAUCGGAACAAGCGACAUGGGAUUCAAGGAAUGGGUGCUGGCGGCGUGCAGUCUGGCCGGGGCGCGCGUGCCCGUGCUAUACCAGACGGCGCGGUAUCUCACCAUCACGGAACGACGGGGCACGGAGGUGCGGCAGACGGCUGUUAUUGACAGGCUGGAGGAACUCGGCCGCACGAGCAACGAUCCCCGCGCGCUGCAGCUGCUGGCGCAGGUGCAGGGCCGUCGGGGGAAGUAUACCCAGGCGCUGGAGCUGAUGGAGGCGGUGCUGGCGCGGAUUCAGCCGGCCAAGAGCGCGCCGCGCGGGGCGGAGCAGUCGUACUUGAUCUCGGAGGUUAUGGAGACGCCGUGGCGGGUGUAUGCGUGGUUAAAGGAGCGGACGGGGGAUGCGAUGGGGGCGGAUGAGGUGAUGCGGAGCGCGGCGCUGGAGUUUGAGGAUCCGCGGGCGUUGCAGGAUCAUGCGAGUUUGUUGAUGCGCGAGAUGGAUCUGGAGGGGUAUGAGGAGGGGAUGAGCAAGGCGGCGAGCUCGGGGGAUGCGAUGGCUUGUCUGAAGCUGGCGAAUUUCUACUAUCUCACGUCGAAGGGGUGGUUUCCUCGGCGGGGGGUGAAGGUGUCGGAGGGGGAGAACGCGAAGGCGAUACCGAGAGCGUCGAGGACGGUUGAUCCGGCCAAGCCGGUGGAGGAGAAGAAGCCCGGCGCGCUGGGUAGGUUCUUCUGGUUCCUUUCUGCGGACGUCAAGUCGCAUGUUGAGUAUCGGAAGUUGGCGAUGGAUUGGUACGAGCUGGCGGUGAAGCAUGGGAACUCGAGGGCCGCGUUGCUGCUCGCUAUCAUUGAGCGUGAGGAUGGGAAUUAUGAAGCGGCGUGGGAGCUCUUCUGGUCCUCGCGGACUGCAGAUGCGAAGGAGUUUAUGCCGACGUCUCAGGAUGAGCUUCUGAAGGUCUGGCGGGAUGAGACGUUCCGGCCCGAGGUGCCGCUUCAGCUGCUCGAUCUUUGA
Molecule: messenger RNA, 1881 nt
Organism: Aspergillus pseudonomiae
Lineage: Eukaryota; Fungi; Ascomycota; Eurotiomycetes; Eurotiales; Aspergillaceae
Product: mitochondrial 54S ribosomal bL12m domain-containing protein
Exons: 4
Coding region: 1-1881 (626 amino acids)
Biological process (GO): translation
Cellular component (GO): ribosome
Molecular function (GO): structural constituent of ribosome; protein binding
Source: RefSeq, a predicted model, not a curated record